GGGGUUGCCGCUUUUUCGCACAGAACCAUUUUUUUGAACAGUGAUUGUUCCAUGACACGCUUUUUAUUACAUUACCGGCUGUUACUGUUGUUAGGAUGGUUGUGAACAGCUUAGUUUAGUUACUUCUCGUCUUACAGCUGGCAACCUAACCCCAUAUAGAUUACAGUAAUAGUUUAAACAACUGUUAUGCUGACAGUUAUUUUAGAAGGAAUACUGUCAUGAUAUUUCGCACAGUCAUACUCUACUAGAAAGACAUUGCUCCAGGAUGGAGCACGAGAGCUCACAUGAAGAUCUGCGAAAACUUCCUUGCUAUUAGAAUAUAUCCCUUUUUUGAUUCGGUGUUGCAAUGCAAUGCCCAAUGAUAAGCCAGAAUUGCAUACUUGUAUUGCACUGUUCAUAUUGCUCAUUCAAUACACUUCUUUUAUCAAAUCUCAUCAAUCACUUCAAGACUGCCCACUCAAGUGCAAAUUGUUUGUUUAGUUUGUAUCAGUGUCGUCAUUGUCAAUUAAUAUCAACAUCUUGUCCAGUUCUUACUGAACAUUCUUUAAUCAAUCAUAUAGAAAAGGAGGUGUCUAUUCAGUGUAUAUAUCAGAAUCAUUCAGGAAAUCCAAUCUUUACUGGGGAAGCAAUUCCAAAUUUGACCAAGCAUUUAACUUAUGAUUAUUCAUCAGGAUUAAAUUACAAUUUCCAUGAUGCAAAAUCGUUGUUUAUGGGUGAUAAACGAAAUGCAUUUGUCGAUCUUAAUCAGGAUGAUGGUGAAAUGAGUUCUCAUUCAGUUGGAACAGAAAGUGGUCGAUUUUCCAGGGGAUCUCAUCUUAGUUCAUCCCAAGUCAACCGAAGUUUAAUGCCAUAUAAAUGUACACACUGCGGCAACGCUUAUCACAAACGAAAGUAUUUUGCCGAGCAUGUUUUCUCGUGUUCAAAAUCUUUGCAAUUAACUUGCCCAUGUGGCCGUGUUUGUAAAUGGCGAUCGAAUUUCUAUGCACAUAGAAAAUCAUGCGCCGUUUAUAAACAACUUGUAACUGGAGGCAGUCAUCUCUCUGUCUUUCGUCGUCGAGGUCUAACUUUGUCUACAUCAAGCAUCAAUGAUGAUUCUGAUAGCAUUACUAAAGAAUCAGUCACUUCCAGCGAACAUCUGCUUGAUAUGUCAACUAAUCCAAAAGAUUCUUCUACUGUAAACUUAAUUGGUGGAAAUAAUUUAACUCCCUUAGUUUCUUCAUCUUCUACACCCGAAAUUAAUCCCCAGUCUAAUGCAGAUUCUAGCAUUGAUGUAUUUGGAAAUCAUUCUGAUUCCCUUCAAACCUCUCUCACCUACAUAACUCCAGUUUCAUCUCUAGCCACAUCUAUUCCAACUUAUGUUUCUAAUGAAAAUAUCGAAACAAAUAAUUUAAAUCAUGCUGUAUCUAGUAAUUCGAUGGUCACAUCCGCCUCUAUAAUUCAUGCACUAAGUCAAACUUCUAAUUUAUCCGUAUUAGUUGAUACACGUUGCCCUGUCAGUAAUUAUCCUUCAAGUCAAAUAAAUGAAUGCACCGCUGCUAAUACGGAAGGUGGAUUUAUUCAAUGUGUAUCAUCAAAAGGUGAACCGCUUAUCAUGUUUCCUGAUUAUAAACACGUAACAUUUCUUCACGUAAACAUUCAGCUGCCAACGCCAAAUUUCUUGACUACGGAAUAUAAAUAAAUAAACAAUGAACAACUAUUAUUCACUGUAACAAUUUAAAUGGAUACCUGUAAUUUAAUGAAAUUAUUACCGUUGAUUAUUAUGUGCUUUUGUGUUAAAAAAAAUAAAAUAAAGAAAACUCUUAACAAUUAUUACUGUGGUAAGUGAUCCAAGUUUCAUGAUUGUCAUUUGUGCUUUUAACACUCGGUUAUGAUUUAAAACUAGAUCAUUAAAUAAUGUAUUCAAUGGUAUUGAUAGUGAGCUGUUUAAAUUAAAUGUUAUUUUGGACAAAAAAAAUAAUUCUAAUUUACGCUGAUAUAGAAG
Molecule: messenger RNA, 1981 nt
Organism: Schistosoma rodhaini
Lineage: Eukaryota; Metazoa; Platyhelminthes; Trematoda; Strigeidida; Schistosomatidae
Source: the annotation of a GenBank genome assembly